Messenger RNA from Aspergillus heteromorphus CBS 117.55, 576 nucleotides. RefSeq lists its product as uncharacterized. Bases 87 to 500 code for a protein of 137 amino acids. The transcript has a single exon. The record is from RefSeq and is a predicted model, not a curated record. NCBI's taxonomy places the organism in Eukaryota, Fungi, Ascomycota, Eurotiomycetes, Eurotiales, Aspergillaceae.
CCAGCCCGAACCAGGAGGAGAACAACAAUGCCACAGCCGCCCCGGAUCGAAGGAUGAUGAUGAGGCACAGGACCCGGACAGACAGAAUGGUAUCGUCACCGCCAGGCCAUCAUGGUUCCCGGAUCCCUUCUUCUGUCUCCAUCUCCAUCCCUGUCCGUGUCUCUGUCUCAGGAAGGCCGACACUAACGGUGCAUGCCAAUACGCUUUCGCAGGUCUGGGGAGCCAACCCCCGAGAGUACUGGCUGGGUCGUUUCAUGACGCUCACCAACGCCUUUCAUUACGAGGACUCCUUCCAGGAGCCGGAUGUCGCGACGGGGUUUGGCAUGCUGUCUAGCUAUUCGAGGCCGUUGGGCGACUCCGAUGGGGACCUUGUGAGUUAUCGGAUUAAGCGCGCGUUUAUGGUGCUGGAAAACGUAUGCGUGACGGACGAGGCGAGUAGGAGUCUUCGAGACUUUCGAAACGACUAUGUUCGCUUCUAUGGGGGUCGGUGGAUGAACUAGAUAAAAAGUGGUUUGUGGUGACAGCGUGUAUGCGAGGAGUUGCGGCGUUUGAGCCAGAAGCUACGGCAUUUGGUUG